AAAGUUCAUGGAUUUGUGCCGGGGACGCAGCACGUACAUGGCCGAGCACAUGGCAUCACCGAGCGGGCCGGCCGUGUGUCCUGACCAAGCAGGGAGUUCAGCCGUUAGUGAGCGGAGACGUAUGUUGAGGACCAGGCAGAUGUGCCAGAGGGCCAUGACAAAGGAGGAGGUGGUCAUUGCUGGCCUGUUACAUGAAACUCCCAACUACCUUGUUGAAAGUAGUGAACGUGGAAGGCAAAGGGAGAGGGGUUGUUGUUAAAGAGAGGGUUCCAAUGGGAGCGUAUGUAUGUGAAUAUGAGGCGACAACUACAUACCGACGUAAAGAAAGAGCGGACCACGAGGCGGAAUAUGCCAAGAACGACGAAGGGUGUUAUAUUUUGGACGUCUUGACAAAAGACGGGUGGAUGUGCCUUGAUGCGACCAGAUCUAUAACUCUGUUGGGCGCCUGCUGAACCACGCACCGAGAA
Molecule: messenger RNA, 467 nt
Organism: Geodia barretti
Lineage: Eukaryota; Metazoa; Porifera; Demospongiae; Tetractinellida; Geodiidae
Source: the annotation of a GenBank genome assembly